Messenger RNA from Cyprinodon variegatus (sheepshead minnow), 1323 nucleotides. It is a transcript of the gene crip2, whose product is annotated as cysteine-rich protein 2-like. The transcript has 8 exons. The record is from RefSeq and is a predicted model, not a curated record. Lineage: Eukaryota; Metazoa; Chordata; Actinopteri; Cyprinodontiformes; Cyprinodontidae. The coding region runs from base 137 to 754 and encodes 205 amino acids.
GGCAGCUUGAAUAGAUGCUCUGGCUGAUGUGAAUAGCGGGACACUUGCUGUUUUAGAGACAACCAGCGCGCGAGGAGACGAAAAUCCCCGAGUGGACAAACAAAACCCGGAGAUCCACAGUUCCCACAGCUCCAGCAUGGCGUCCAAAUGCCCCAAAUGCGACAAGACUGUCUAUUUCGCUGAGAAGGUGUCAUCGCUGGGGAAGGACUGGCACAAACUCUGCCUCAAAUGUGACCGCUGCAACAAGCUUCUGACUGCAGGAGGCCAUGCAGAGCAUGAUGGAAGACCCUACUGCCACAAACCAUGCUAUGCUGCCCUCUUUGGACCAAAAGGUGUCAACAUUGGUGGAGCGGGCUCGUAUGUUUAUGAGGCUCCAGCUAAUAACAACACGUCCCCCACUAGUGUGGAUUCAGCCUCUAAAGUUGAAGAAAAGCGUGUUUAUGCUCCAAAGGCGCCAUCCAAAGCUGGUGGCAUCACCACUUUCUCCGGCGAGGCCAACCUUUGUCCACGAUGCAACAAGAAGGUGUACUUUGCUGAGAAGGUGACAUCCCUGGGCAAGGAUUGGCACCGACCCUGUCUGCGCUGCGAGAGGUGCAGCAAGACUCUGGCCCCGGGCAGCCAUGCAGAGCAUGACGGCCAACCCUACUGCCACAAACCCUGCUACGCUGUCCUCUUCGGACCCAAAGGCGUCAACACUGGCGGCGUGGGCAGCUACAUCUAUGACAAGGAGCCCAGUGCAGUGACCCAGCCUUGAACCUUUGUCUCCCUCAGCCUCACCCUCCUCCUCUCUACACAACACUGACCAUCACCCACAGUAUUAAGUGCUGAAUUUUCUCCUCCCUACUCGUGCGGCUGCGGAUCCCCCCCCAGCUCUCCUCCUGUUCCCGGGAUCAGAUUAAGAAGCAUGAAUUAAUAUUAACUUAAGUCAGAUGUUUGCUAAUAUGCAGAAAGGAGCAGAAACCGAUCAAAUGUUUUCACACAAUAAAUAAAAAAGCUUUGCCACAUUGACACUAUAAAUAUGUGAACACUUGCAGUUCCACAACAGACACAGCAGUUACACCCAACAAAUCUUAAUCAAACCUGUUUUUAAGGUUGUUUAAGGAUGUGUGUGAGGACAUGAGGGAUUCUCAGGUGAUUCUUUACUGCCGCCUGAUGACAGACUGAGAAGUUUCACCUCGGAGGCUGUUGCAUGCACAGAUGGUCUUCAGGAAUGGAGCACUAUGCCAAUAAAUCUCUAUUUUACAAAUGCCAUAUUUGUCGUUUGGCUGCCUGACAACAUUCCUGCUGUGAGGGGAAAGAAAUUUUAACAUACUGUAAAAAAAA